CGAAAAUGAAAAGCUCAGUGAUUUUUUUAAUAUCCAGUGCUCUAUUGGUCUCUGUGGUUCUGGGAGGAUUCUUCGAGGAUGUACAGAGCACAGCAAUUACUUGUCUCACUCAAACCGGCGCGGACUUGGGAAAAUUGCUGAUGAUGUUGAGAGGUCAACAGGUCGUACCUGAUGAUAAAAUAAAAUGCUUCGGGGCAUGUCUCCUGAAAUCCCUAGGAAUGAUGUCAGGUGGGGGUAAUGUUGAUAAAAAUGCAGCAGCUGCUAAGAUACCACUGAACGAACCCAAACGAGAUCAGAUGAUCGCAGCAAUCGAUCAGUGUUUCGACCAGAGAGGAACCAACGAAUGUGAGACUGCCUUUGCGAUUAUGGAAUGCCUGCGUACCAAUCACCUCCAGGCAUUACCGGCGUUUGGAUGAAAUCCUGUCUCCAAUGGAUUGAGUCCGGACGAAGAAUUUGAAAUUAUCAAUUUCAUAAAUUUACGGAAGAAUAAAAAUCCGAAUUUGUUAACUAAAAACUAAUUAUGGGAUAGGAAAAAUAUAAAUAAUUGUAA
Fopius arisanus is the source of this 550-nucleotide messenger RNA. Its product is annotated as Odorant-binding protein 56h. Gene Ontology annotation, molecular function: odorant binding. Lineage: Eukaryota; Metazoa; Arthropoda; Insecta; Hymenoptera; Braconidae. The record is from RefSeq and is a predicted model, not a curated record. The coding region runs from base 6 to 416 and encodes 136 amino acids. The transcript has 5 exons.